AUGGCCGCGAGUCCGCGCGUCCCACCGGUCGUGGUGGGCCUGCUCGCUACACCAGCAGCGGCGCUCGCGUGUGCCAGACCAGAGACGGGGUUGCGUCCCAUUCCUGCGGCGGUGCCUGUGCACUUGGCCGGCGGCAGUUGCCGCGUGCCUGCCCGUACAGCAGGGCUGCGCGCCAGGCCGGCCGCAGAGCCCGCACGCGCUAGGCCGGCAGCAGCGGCGCUCGCCCUUGCCAGUCCGGCAGCAGCGGCGCCCACAAGCAAGGUCGUAGGCUGGACCGCGCGCCUGACUGGCCACGGCGGUGGCGGUGGCGGGCUCCAGCGCUUGGCUUUCCGUCAGCGGCGGAGACCCUGUCGACCAUCACGUCCGCGGCGGUGGCCACGCGCACCUAGCGCUCUCGACGGCGGCGUUUCCUACACGCCCGGCCUGCCGCGGUGUAGGUCGCUCCGUCGGACAGCCCGGGCCGGUUGCCCCACGGCCGAUGGCUCCUCGCGGCCCCAGCGACCGGCAGCGCCCCUCCCGUGGCUGCGGCCUUGCGCCCGGCAACUGGCAGCCGCGCCCGGCGGCCAGGCCCUCACGUGGCUCCCACGCCCAAGGCCAGGCCGGCGGCUGAGGGCCUGA
Messenger RNA from Miscanthus lutarioriparius, 618 nucleotides. The record is from the annotation of a GenBank genome assembly. Lineage: Eukaryota; Viridiplantae; Streptophyta; Magnoliopsida; Poales; Poaceae.